Sodiomyces alkalinus F11 is the source of this 3864-nucleotide messenger RNA. RefSeq names its product NF-X1 type zinc finger protein. Gene Ontology annotation, cellular component: nucleus. NCBI's taxonomy places the organism in Eukaryota, Fungi, Ascomycota, Sordariomycetes, Glomerellales, Plectosphaerellaceae. The record is from RefSeq and is a predicted model, not a curated record. Gene Ontology annotation, molecular function: RNA polymerase II transcription regulatory region sequence-specific DNA binding; DNA-binding transcription factor activity, RNA polymerase II-specific; zinc ion binding. Gene Ontology annotation, biological process: negative regulation of transcription by RNA polymerase II. The transcript has 4 exons. Bases 194 to 3745 code for a protein of 1183 amino acids.
CUUCAUGCACGCUGCCUUUUCUUCUUCUUUUCUCUUCCUAUUAUUUUUUUUUAUUUUUUUUUAUUUGUAAGAAGUCGCUGUAUUUCAAAAAAGCGCACCAACCAACUCAUAAACCACCUCACAACGCACAACCGUCGCCUUUUCCUGCCAUCUCAACCAGUCAAGCAUUUCACCGGACAUUCCACCCAUAACAAUGUCGGAGAGCGGAGGAACCCAACCUCAAGCAGGUGGAGGAGCUCAAGGCCGAGGGAACCGAUCCCAGCCGAGAGGAAGAGGUCGGAGAGGCCGUGGGAACCAAGCCCGCGGAUCCCAGGGUCGCGGAACAGAGGCCAGUAAUGCCAUCACCACCGAGACUGCUCCGGCAGCGAGUAGACCGAACGACAACCCUGCUUCGGCAUCAAACGCCCCUUCUCGAGGACAAGGUCGACCCCGAGGAGGAGGCGGAAGCAGUGAUAGAGGCAGAGGCAGAGGCAGUGGUGGAGGCAGGGGACGAGGGAGAGGGAGAGGACGAGGGCCCGGGCUCAACCGUGAGCGUGAAUGCGGAACGGGCUCUGGCUCGGAUAGGUUUGGUGCAGUCAUUCCCGGGACUCGCAGGACCUUCGGUGGCCAUUUGACCUCCGAGCCACCUAACCCAGAGGAGUCCGUAGCCGGGCCGUCCGUCGCUGGAGGGCUGAGUGCAGAUGCUCCGGAAUUCGUUCCGGGUCAGCCCGUUGUACGGAAAGCACCGCCACCAAAACAAAGGGCACCGCAACCUCGGUAUCCCUUGGCGCCCAAGUCCACCGCCGAGGACCUGCCUACUCGGAUUCACGAGGACAUUCACAAUGGACAGUACGAGUGCGUCAUCUGCUCCAGCGAGGUUCUGCGUUCCUCGCGCAUCUGGUCGUGCACCCUGUGCUGGACCGUGGUCCACCUAUCCUGCGUCAAGAAGUGGCACAAAAGUCAGAUCGAGAAGAAGGACCAGCAAGACCAGCAGCAGCAACAGCAACAGCAAGACCAGAACCUCCCGAAAUCAUGGCGCUGUCUGGGUUGUAACUCCGGCCUCACCGAAGAGCCUAGCUCGUACCACUGCUGGUGUGGGAAGGACAUCAACCCAACCCAGGUCGCCAGCUUGCAACCUCACUCUUGCGGACAGACCUGCAUGAAACCGCGGGGCACUUGCCCGCAUCCGUGCUACGAGGAGUGUCAUGCCGGCCCCUGCCCUCCUUGUGCACUUAUGGGACCCGCUCAGUCUUGCUUCUGUGGCAAGCAUGAGGUCACCAAACGAUGCGUCGAUACCGACUACGACAACGGUUGGGGCUGUGGCGAGCCUUGCGGCGACUUGCUCCCCUGCGGCGACCACCCGUGUUUACAGAAAUGCCAUCCCGGUCUCUGCGGCACUUGCGAAGUGCCUGUUCUGUCCACGUGCUAUUGCGGAAAGGUCCGAAAGGAAAUCCCCUGCGAUAGACGAGGUGAACCACGGGCUUCCUUCAACUACGGCCAGCUCAAGGACGAGAGUGAGAAUUCGGGGGCCGGGGAAGCUCCUCCUCCUCCUCCUCCUUUGGGGCCGUUCGAUGGAAUCUUCGACUGCGGCGCCGUAUGUGGCCGGACAUACGAUUGCGGGCACCAUCAAUGUGAGAAGACAUGCCACCCUCAGGACGAGACUCAACCACACUGCCCUCUCUCUCCCCAUGUCGUGCACUAUUGCUUCUGCGGGAAGACGCCGCUCCACGAGCUUCUGGACCAGCCCAGGCAAUCCUGCGAGGACCCGAUCCCCCAUUGCGAGAAAGUCUGCGGGAAGCUCAUGGAUUGCGGCCAUAACUGCGACAGGACCUGUCAUACCGGCCCCUGCCUAACCUGCGAGCAAAUGAUGGAAAUUGCCUGCAGGUGUGGCCGUACCACACACGAGAUGCCCUGCCAAGGGGCAGACCCGAGCCCUCCCCUGUGCACGAGGGUCUGCCAGGCCCAGUUGAACUGCGGGAGGCACCAGUGCGGCAAGCACUGCUGCCCGGGUGAAAAGAAGGCCAUCGACAGACAGGCCGCGAAACGAAAGAACCGAACCCAGGCCGCCUCCGCCUCCGCCGCAGCCGCCGGCGCCGAGGAUAUCGAAGCCGAACACAUCUGCAUCCGCGCCUGCGGGAGGACGUUGAAAUGCGGAGCCCACCAGUGCCAACGCGUCUGCCAUCGGGGACCCUGCCCGAGCUGUCUCGAGGCUAUCUUCGAAGAGAUCAGCUGCAACUGCGGCCGAACCGUCCUCCAGCCGCCGCAGCCCUGCGGGACUAGACCUCCCGAGUGCCGGUUCAGUUGCACGCGACGACCUCCCUGCGGCCACCCUCCCGUCGAGCACAACUGCCAUCUCGACGAUGUGCCGUGUCCCAAGUGUCCGUUCCUGGUGGAGAAAUCUUGCAUCUGCGGAAAACAGCGUCUGAAGAACCAGCCCUGUUGGUUUGAUGAGGUUCGUUGCGGGCUUCCCUGUGGGGAGAAGCUCAAGUGCGGCGCCCACACCUGCAAGAAGACUUGUCAUCGACCGGGCCAAUGUGAGGAUGCCCAGAUACUAGGUUCUCACUGCGGCCAACCUUGCGGCAAGCCUCGGAAGUCAUGCGGACAUGCAGACCAGGAUACCUGUCAUGCCCCCUAUCCAUGCAAGGAAGACAAGCCGUGCCAGUCCAAGACGUUCAUCACCUGCAGCUGCCAGAACCGCAAAAAGGCAGUCAAAUGCCUCGCCACCCUGUCGAACCCAGACCCGGAGCGCGAGGCGCUGAAAUGCGACGACGAAUGCCUCCGGCUGCAGCGGAACCAGCGCCUGGCCGCCGCCCUCAACAUCGACCCGGCCACCCACACCGACGACCACAUCCCCUACUCAGACACCACCCUCCGCUUCUUCCGCGAGAACAUGCGCUGGGCCGAGACCCAGGAGCGCGAGUUCCGCGUCUUCGCCUCGGACGGCGCCGAAAAGCGCCUCCGCUUCAAGCCCAUGCCGGCCGCCCAGCGCGCCUUCCUCCACGCCCUCGCCGAGGAUUAUGGCUUCGACUCCGAGAGCCAGGACCCGGAACCCCACCGCCACGUGUGCAUCUUCAAGACGCCCCGUUUCGUCGCCGCCCCUCCCAAGACCCUCGCGCGGUGCAUCAAGAUCCGCAACGCCCAGGCCCCCGCGCGCAGCGGCACUAGCACCGCCGCCGCCGCCCCCGACCAGGCCUCCCCAGCCCCACCACCACCCCCCUUCAACGCCCUCCUCCUCACAAGCCCCCGCUUCGCCCUCACGGUCGACGAGCUCGAAGCCGCCCUGGCACCCGACCUAUCCACGCACAACACCCUCGCCUUCACGACCAGCUUCCUCCCCUCCGACGAGGUCCUCGUCCGCGCCGCCCCGGUAACGAGCUGGGGCACCUCCCCCGCCGCCACCGAGGCCUCGCUCUCCGCCCUGAAGCCGCUCGUCGCGCGCACCCUCGCCAGGGAAGGUCUCGCGGGCGCCGCGUCCCUCGUGCAUGCCGACGCAGACUUGAACGUCAUCCGCCGCGAGACGGACGCGGGGCCUCAUUCCGGUGGUGGUGGUAGUGGUAGUGGUAGUAACGGCGGCUGGAGCGCCGUGGCGGGUCGUGCCGCCGCCAGGCCGCGGCAGGUGAAGCCGCUCUCUGCGCUACGGACGGAGGGUCGGCCGGCUAGUGGGUUCGUGAGCUUUUCCAAGGCGCCCAGGAGGAAGCUUGUGCAGGAGGGUGAGAUGGAGGAGGAUUGGGAGGCUGCGGCGGAGAAGAUGGACCCCGAGGGUUGAGGUGGGUUGUUCUGGAGGGCCGUGGGGAUGUAUCAACCACGUAGCGAGAUGUCAUUUUAGUGAAGGCGUAGAGUCCGAAUCCCUUACAGCCGUAUCUCGGCUAUGGGUCAACUAGAGAG